Messenger RNA from Opisthorchis viverrini, 1031 nucleotides. RefSeq lists its product as hypothetical. The transcript is spliced from 6 exons. Bases 1 to 966 code for a protein of 321 amino acids. NCBI's taxonomy places the organism in Eukaryota, Metazoa, Platyhelminthes, Trematoda, Opisthorchiida, Opisthorchiidae. The record is from RefSeq and is a predicted model, not a curated record.
AUGGGAUGGCCCGGUGCAGCACAUUCAGUUGGGAAAGACAUCACAAACGAACGAUUCAGCUGUAUUCCAGUAAUUCUACCAGAGGAGACCCAUGGGGCGUCUCGCAUGAGCCAUGAAUUGGUGUACGGGCACCACGCUCUUGGAGAAGCCUCUAGAAGAGACCAUCUACAACCCUUCGAUAUUCUGAUCUCUGUGGGACGGAUCGCUGCAUUGGUGGAUGAUGAGGAUGAUGAUGAUGAUGAUAAUGAUGAUGAUGAUGAUGACGAUGAUGAUGAUGAUGAUGAUGAUGAUGAUGGUGAUGAUGAUGAUGAUGAUGGUGAUGAUGAUGAUGAUGGUGAUCGUGAUGAUGAUGAUGACGAGGAGGAGGAGGAGGAGAAUGACGAAGAUAAUGAUGAGGAUGAUAAUGAUGGUGAUGAUGAUGAUUGUGGUGAUGAUGACGAUGAUGGUGAUAAUGUGGCCGAUUUUGCACGCCGGUUCAUAAUUCCCAUUGCCGAGAUGAGGGAUAAAUGUACAGUCGUUACGGAUUGCCAUGGGUUCACUGGUUCGGCGUUUGAGGCCUUCGAGCUACAAUCACAUGAAUUCCUCGUCAUCACGGGAUUCGAAAGCGAGGUCUGCAAAGCGUAUGCUAGGAAAUUAGGCCUCAAAUUACCGGUCUCCAUCAACUCCGAAAUUGGACAAAACAAUUUUAUUGCGAAUUUCUUACAGGGCAGACUCGGCUCGUCCUCCUUGGACCGAUCAAGAUCAACAUCAAAGCAAGCUCUUUUAGCUGAACGUACGGCUACUCCGUACCCUAUUUCUUCUUCUGAAGGGCGGUCAAUGUUUACAUUCCACUCGCCCGUAUGCAUUGAUCAGCAGAAGCCUCAAGCCGUUCAUUAUGUGAAGGAGUAUACUCCAGGCCCUGGUACCUACGAACUUUACCCCAUUCCAAUGAAACCUGUGAGAAGCGGAUCGCUUCGAACCGCAUAAUUUGGCGCAAGUAAUCAAUGCACGAUGCAAAAACACCCACCGCCCACAAGGAACUUUGUCCGUAA